This is a messenger RNA of Lachancea dasiensis, 2286 nucleotides long. The record is from the annotation of a GenBank genome assembly. NCBI's taxonomy places the organism in Eukaryota, Fungi, Ascomycota, Saccharomycetes, Saccharomycetales, Saccharomycetaceae.
AUGACACUAAUGUCAACCGCGGAUAAUCAGAGGGAUCCCUGGAUAAGCCAAGAGGGCGCAGGGCCUUCGGGAGCUAUUCAUGGUACCAGCAACAUGGACGCCGAGCUCGCAUCCAUUGUAUCGUCGCUUUCCGCGCUCUCCAACGCCUCAGCUCAUCAGAGACACGGUCAAAUAGGCAGCUUCCGUCGUAGCUCAUUUAAUAGCAACCAUAGCAGUGAUUUGGAGUCCGAGUCCAUGAUGUUCCAAGGCCAACAGUCCCCCAACGUCAAGCGCGCCGCGUUAUCAGUGGGGGGCGUGUCUAUGGCAAGCGCUCCAUCAGGCGUCAAGAACCGUUUUGCAAAGAUAGGUAACUAUUCUGCGAGUCUAGCAGGUGGCUCGGGACACCAGCAGCAGACACAGGGUGGAUUCUUUGAACGUUUUGGCCGCAGUCUCGCCGAGGGCACUAGGGAAGUCGAACUCAAUUUGGGUACGUCAUCGGGAAGAGCUUCUCGCAGAGGCAGCCAAAAUACAAUGGAUGUUCUCUCCAGGGCGACCACCAAAUCUACUUACCAACAAGCCGCUGCUGAUGGCAGACGACCUUCUGCAUCUUCGGACGCGUUGGAAUCUCUAAGUGAAAACCUUAAUAUGGAGCAUGAGGACACAAAGUUGGACCACAGGAAUAUUUGGAAAGUCGCUGAAGCUCCCGUAUUUAGGCCACAGCUUUCCACCUCAAGCACGGGAAAUCCUAACUUUCAUCCUCCUCCAGUGGAUAUGUUCGGCAAUGUCUAUGGGUUUCCUUCUUACCCUAACUAUUGGAAAGUUGCUGGCCCGAUGGUGCCUCCUGAGACACAAUCCCCCAAAGACGAAGAUAUACCACUGCCUUCACCUCCUGCCGCCGAGGCGCAGGAGACUGCCCCAGCAGGGUUCAAACAGGAAACUCAUCAACAGUUUCUCCCUUUUAUGUUUCCUGGAAAUCCCUACAUGUAUUUUCCUCCUGGCAUCAGACCUCCGUCACCACAGACUUUUCAAGCCUCACCAAACCCAUCCACGGGUUCUCCCAAACCUGGACACCCAAAGCCUCAUGUGAAUCCGUACUUGUACAAUAACCGUAACUCCGCAGCAGCUAACGGCGUGGGUGCCGGUAAUCCAACAAUCGCCACUAGCACGAACUCAUCGGCUUCUGCCCCCCGUGGCAAAGGAAAGAAUAAUGUCAUUAGGUCACCACUUUUGGAAGAAUUUAGAAAUAACUCAUCGGAGAGAACGUAUACCCUUCCUGAUAUAUAUGGGUCUGCGCUGGAAUUCUGCAAAGAUCAGCACGGCUCGAGGUUUAUCCAACAAGAGUUGGCGAGCGCGGCGGACGUUGAGAAGGAAGUGAUAUUCAAUGAGAUCAGAGAAGAAGCUAUUGCGUUGGCGGACGACGUAUUCGGCAAUUAUGUUAUCCAAAAGUUUUUUGAACACGGCUUAAAGUCGCAAAGAGAUAUUCUUUUCGAAAAGUUUACAGGGAGGAUGCAAAAACUAUCUUUACAGAUGUACGCUUGCCGUGUCAUUCAAAGAGCGCUUGAAUGCAUCGAGGAAGACCAAAAAGUAGCAUUGGUAACUGAACUCUCAGGAUGUGUUUUGCAAAUGAUAAAGGAUCAGAACGGUAAUCAUGUCAUUCAAAAGGCGGUCGAGCGAAUUCCAAUAACCAAAUUGCCCUUUAUCUUGACGAGCUUGCACGGCCAAAUAUAUCAUCUUUCUACGCACUCGUAUGGUUGUAGGGUGGUCCAAAGACUUUUACAAUUUGGCUCCCCUGAGGAUCAAGACAACAUCCUGAAUGAUUUGGAUCAAUUCAUUCCAUUCUUAGUCCAAGAUCAGUAUGGAAACUAUGUUAUACAGCACGUUCUGCAACAUGGUCCUAACACUACAGAUGUGCAUAUUGGGAGAACCAAGCAAGCAAUUGUCGACAACGUUUGCGCAAACGUUGUCGAGUAUUCAAAGCACAAAUUCGCCUCUAACGUUGUCGAGAAGACUAUGAUCUUUGGCUCCCCCGCUCAAAAAAAGCAGUUCCUGGAAAAAAUCUUGCCCAAGAGUUUUGAGCACGCUGUCCAUUUGGAAGAUAAUGCCCCACUUAUUUUGAUGAUGCGCGACCAGUACGCAAAUUACGUUGUUCAGAAGCUGGUGAGCAUAACGCAAGGCUCUGACAAAAAGCUGACUGUUAUUGCGAUACGUUCCUAUUUGGAAAAACUAAACAAAGCGAACACCCUGGGGAACAGACAUCUUGCGUCUGUGGAAAAGCUUGCGGCAAUUGUCCAAAAUGUACAGGUUUAG